Schistocerca gregaria is the source of this 7202-nucleotide messenger RNA. RefSeq names its product N-alpha-acetyltransferase 15, NatA auxiliary subunit (gene Naa15-16). NCBI's taxonomy places the organism in Eukaryota, Metazoa, Arthropoda, Insecta, Orthoptera, Acrididae. Gene Ontology annotation, cellular component: NatA complex; cytoplasm. The coding region runs from base 1952 to 4702 and encodes 916 amino acids. Gene Ontology annotation, biological process: N-terminal peptidyl-methionine acetylation. The transcript has 15 exons. Gene Ontology annotation, molecular function: protein-N-terminal amino-acid acetyltransferase activity; protein binding. The record is from RefSeq and is a predicted model, not a curated record.
UAUUUUUGUAUCAGUGUCAAUAUAUCAAGUAUAAUUGUAAACAGUUUCUAUUCAUUCUAGCUUAACUUAAUGAUGUCAAAAAUAGAUGAAACAAGUAAAGAAGUUUUUGUAGCUGACACCAAUGUUCAUUUCAUGCCACAAAUAUCCUUAAAAAAUCUGUGAAAGAAAACCCCCAGUUAUACUUAAGUAUCAUUUUUCGUAUGCUCUAUCUCAUAUUUAAGAACUCAGUCUCAUAUCUUCAUUGUACUUAGGAAUAUUUCAUGUGCGUCAUAUUUUGAACCAGUCGUAUCAUAUUUAAGAUUUUCAGUCCAAAAAAAUGACACAGUGUUUUAUUUAUUUUUGUUUUAGAUUUGCAGCUCUAAAGAAUUAAACACAAUGCCAUUUUAAAGCAGCUAACAUUGUCUUUCAUAUACUUCUUACCCUUCAGGUACUUUUUUCCUUUAAAAAAUGAAAUCACAUUUUGUGAUUUUGUGUCAUAUUUAGGACACCUUACCCUACAAAAUUCUGCGUGCAUCCAGACAGAAUGCAGUAUGGAGAUACAGAACAUGCACAAAUAAAAAAUGUAAAUAGUCAAUACCAAAAGUUACAAUCAUUUUCAGUAAAGGAUGUUCUGCUGUCCAAAGUUGGUAGAUUGUAAUAAUCUGGAGCUUUAAAUAAUUAUAAACUAAAGGGAUUUCAAAACUGAAACGGAAAGUUUGUAACUGGUGUGCCUCAUUAGUUUUAAGUUUUAGUGGUGAGAUGUGGUCAUUAAAUGAGACUAAUCCAAAACUUGACAGUGAGCACAGAGGGAUGUGUGUUGGGAAUUACUAGGACAGACAAGGAAACAAGCGAAUGUAUCUGGGGAUUAAAUUGUGUGUAAGUAAGAUGAGAGCUUGUAGGAGGCGAUUAAAUGACAGGGGAAAAUGUGCAUGAGGCUCGUGGGCGUUUUAUCAAUGAAGGCCAUAAUGGACGGCAAAGUCUAUAGCAACCUUUAUGUAGCAGAGGAUGUUGAAUGACAAGACUUUAGACACUACACAAAAAUAAUCCAUGUUGAGAUUUAAUCUGUUUCAAGCAACCCUCAGAAAAAUGUGACAAGUUCAUUACUUUCGUUGCUGUAAACAAUUUAAGGAAAACACAAAUCUGUUAAUGAAACAAAUGGUCCCCUUUGAUAGAGAGAAAGCCUCGUUUAACUUCAUGUGCUAAACAACGAUUGCUACAUUACUGCGAAUUAAAUUCGCAACUGUUUAAAGCGGUUGGCACAGGUGACAAUGCUUAAAAUCCUUGCUGCGUGCUGUCAUUCACUUUAUAUUGCUUCUGAAAGAAGUCACCAAAUGCGCUUAAUAUCGAUUACUUCGGCGACAAAAUUUUAUAUUUACAUAUACGGCGAGGUUAAUUUAAGGAAAUGAGCUAUCAGUUCCCAGGUCUGCAGUUAAGACACAAUUAAUACCACGUACUGAAGCAAGCCACGUUAAUGCUCUGUACUGACUACGUCUGCUCUUAUCAGAUCACACAAAUUUCGGCCUAUAUUCACAAGAUCACACACACACACACGUAUCACUGCCACAAAAAACUACUUGUUACACUUGUUGACUAUUAAAAACUAACAGCUUCACGUUACGCCAUGAUAACUUUACAAUCUCAAGUCUCCUGUACAUUAACGAGGCACUAUCGAUGAGCAGUUCGUGGAUACAAUACUCUUGCUUGAAAAUACAACAAACUGUGUUUGCAUACGAAUACAAUUUCAGACAUCACAGGGCAUACGCAUUUCACAAGAUAAACACCACUUCCGUACUAGUUGGUGCAGAAAGCAAACUGGAUAUUGGUCGAUAAAGAGAGAAAGAAAAAGCAUAGACUUUACACACUAGCAUAAGACGUCUCCUGUGUAAAUGCACGACAUAUAACAGUAAGCUUGUAACACGGGAAGGGUUUGGCUUAAUAACGAACAUGUGUAUAAGAGCAAAAGUACCAUGCCAUGUUCAGAUGCUUUGAUUUUUCGCUCGCACUUUCUGAUUUGAAGUCACGUGACCGCAAACGCCAUCUUGGAUUUGAGCCACGAGGUUUUGGUGAGAAAAAUAUAUUUACCGGGUUUAGAGAGAAGUUGGAAAUGCCUUCAAGUAAUCCCUUACCUCCCAAAGAAAAUGCUUUAUUCAAACGAAUUCUGAAAUGCUAUGAACAAAAACAGUACAAAAAUGGGUUGAAAUUUGCGAAGCAGAUUCUUACCAACCCAAAGUUUGCAGAACAUGGGGAGACUCUUGCUAUGAAAGGAUUGACAUUAAACUGCUUAGGUCGGAAAGAAGAAGCAUAUGAAUAUGUUAGAAGAGGUUUACGGAAUGACUUAAGAUCCCACGUUUGCUGGCACGUUUAUGGGCUACUUCAACGUUCAGACAAGAAAUACGAUGAAGCAAUCAAAUGUUACAGAAAUGCACUUAAGUGGGAGAAAGAUAAUAUUCAAAUUCUUCGGGAUUUGUCUCUGUUACAGAUUCAGAUGCGAGACCUUGAAGGUUAUCGAGACACCAGAUACCAACUUUUUAUGCUUCGUCCAACGCAACGUGCCUCUUGGAUUGGCUUUGGGAUGGCGUACCAUUUGCUUAAAGAUUAUGAAAUGGCUCAGAACAUAUUGGAAACAUUUCGUAAGACACAACUGCAAAAAAGUUCAUAUGACUACGAGCAUAGUGAAUUGCUCCUGUAUCAGAACAUGGUUAUCCAAGAGUCUGGAGCACUGGAAGAAGCACUUAUCCAUCUAAAUAAAUACUCCGACCAGAUAUGUGAUAAACUGUCUGUUCUGGAAACCUGGGGUAAGCUAUACCUAGAACUGAAGCGCUACAGGGAAGCGGAGAGUAUAUACAAACAGCUGCUAAUGCGGAAUCCAGAAAACACGUCAUAUUAUAUGAAGUUGCAGGAAGCACAGCAGCUGAAGGAUCCUGAUGAUAUUUUGCGUAUGUUUGCUGGCUACCAAGAGCUUUUCCCUAGAGCACAGGCACCGAAGCGACUACCACUGAAUUAUGCUUCAGGUUUAACAUUCCGUACCAUGGUAGACAAGUACCUAAGGCAAGGUCUGCAUAAAGGAGUACCCCCUCUUUUUGUAGACCUUAGGUCACUUUAUAAAGAUCCAGAAAAGGUUGAGACCAUCCAUAAACUCGUCCUUCAAUAUGUGGAUGCUUUAAAGGCUUAUGGCCGAUUCAGUGCACAAGAUGUUGCAGAAAAUCUUCCUAAGGAGCCUGCUUCAGCCCUUUUAUGGGCAUACUAUUACUUAGCCCAGCAUUAUGACUUUUUAGGGGACACAGAAAGGGCACUUUAUUACAUUGAUGCUGCCAUUGACCAUACGCCUACUCUUAUAGAACUUUUUGUAACAAAAGGUCGGAUUUACAAGCAUGGUGGAGAUGUAAUAGAGGCAUACAAGUGGCUGGAUGAAGCACAAGGGUUGGAUACAGCAGAUCGAUACAUAAACUCCAAAUGCGCCAAGUACAUGUUGAGAGCGAACCUAAUCAAAGAAGCAGAGGAAACAUGCUCAAAAUUCACAAGGGAAGGUGUUUCGGCAAUGGAAAACUUAAAUGAAAUGCAGUGUAUGUGGUUUCAAACUGAGUGUGCUAUGGCAUACCAGAGAUUAGAGAAAUGGGGAGAGUCCCUAAAAAAAUGUCACGAGGUUGAUAGGCAUUUUUCAGAAAUUAUAGAAGACCAGUUUGACUUCCACACAUAUUGCAUGCGUAAGAUGACACUUCGUUCGUAUGUGGGGUUGCUGCGGUUAGAGGAUGUCCUGCGAUCACAUCCAUUCUACUUUAAGGCUGCUCGGUGUGCGAUUGAAGUAUACCUGCGUCUCCAUGAUAAACCACUUCAAGAUGAAACUUCCGAACAGGAAAUGAACACAGAGAACCUAGCUCCAGCAGAAUUAAAGAAGCUGCGCAACAAACAACGUAAGGCAUUACGCAAGGCUGAACGAGAGAGACAGCAGGCGGCACAAGCACAGGAAAAGCGUGAGCAGCACAACAAGUCGAGGCAGCAGGCUGCAGACGCUGGUGGCGGCGCAGGCGGCGAGCCUGAUGCGCCACCACAAGACGAAUUGGUGCCUGACAAACUAGCACGUGCCCCAGAUCCUCUGCAGCAAGCUAUACGUUUCCUGCAGCCACUGCAACUACUUGCUGCUGAUCACAUAGAGACCCAUCUCAUGGCUUUUGAGAUAUAUUCCAGAAAACGAAAACCACUGUUGAUGCUGCAAGCAAUGAAACGUGCAUAUCGAUUGGAGCCAGAACAUCCAAAACUACACUCGUGUCUUAUUGUGGGCCAUGGACUGCUGGAGAGGUGGCAGGCCACGUUGGACCCUGCAGUUGCUACUGUGUUGCGACAGGAGAUGCUGCCAAUUUUUCGUGGACGUGAUCCUCAUCAGAUGAAUGUGCAGUUCCUUGCAGCACACUCAAAUUCCCUCCAAUCACUCAUUGAAGGUGCUAAAAUGAUGUAUCGUCUUGACCCAUCUAAACAAGAGACUGCACUAAAAUUGGUUACCAAAUUGGAUAAGGAUAUUGCUGACGUUAAUCUACAGAACUGCACAGAGGUACUUCGCCUGCUGAAGACUGGUGAGCUGGGAACCUGCCCUACGACCACACUAGCAGACUACACAGCACGUUGUCACUCUCUCUUCCCAUACGCACGUGCCUUUCGUCCUGCAGAGGCCACCAAUGCUUCAAACAACCACAUUACUGAAAACUGUGUCGGGAACAUUGUCAACUGAUGCCGGAUUGCAGCCAUUGCUUGGAGCAAUGGGAUUUCAAGUGCUACCCUCGGUAUUACUGACUGAGUGCAGACCACUCCGACAGUCCAGGUCCGGGCAUGUUGCCUGAUGUCAACUUACAGCACUGAGAAUAUGACACAUUGCUCUUUAAAUUUUAGAAUGAGCUGUCUUUUUUUCCAGUUUAUGCACGUGUGCGGAAUCUCCAGUACACAUUUUAAAAAUUGGUAGUUGUGUCAGUCUUUCAAAAACGUUCAUGUAACAUAAUUUUUUGUUUGAUUUUUUUUUUAAAAAAAGAAAUAUGUAGAAAAUGUAGUUGUGGAACCAGAAGUACCAAAAAAAAGAAACUUGAGUUAAACACUUAACUCUUUCAUUUAGUUCAAUUUAUUGAUCAUUGGUAAUAAUUACUUUAUUCUGUAUUUUGAGUUUCAAAUGAAGUUAUCACAGAAUCAUGAGGAGGCUGCAGCAAGAGACAUUGUCGUCAGUGAGAUCACGCCUUUGAGUGCAUCGAAACAUUAGAAGACAGCACUAGUAAACUCAUUGAAAUUUGUAGGAGGAAAUCCAUUUAAUAAUUAUUAUAAACUGAGUGACAUUUCAUAGUUAAGAAAAUGUUUGGCUAUCAAGCAUUUAUUCAUUGUAUUUCAUCAUUUUAAAAAUGCAUAGUGCCUGACUUCCAGAAAUUGUAUUGAAGCAGCAAAAGUAGAGCAGAGACUUGUCUUGCCAUCAAGACUGUAGAUAUUAGUUAACAAAAUGUGGAAGUGAUACAUCAGCCCUUUUCCUUAACUUACAUUGAUGUGUCAGAGUAUCAUAUUGCCUUCUUCUCGAAGGUUGGAUGUAGCAAUAGAAUUAAUAAACGCUGCGACAUUUACUGAACUGUUGUGUGUGUGAAAAAUCAGUGAAGCAGUCGUGAUAAAAACACAGGACAUGUUGCUGAGCUCUGUAGCACUGCAGAGGGUUGUACUUGCAACCAAAACCAGGACUUCAGCAUCAAGUAAACCCAGAUAUUCUUGGGAGUAAACUACAUAAUGUGAUUAGGAAGAGUAUCAGAGUGUGACUGUAGCUCUAGUUGUGUUGUUUUAAUAGAAGCUGCUGUUGUUGAAGAUGCAAUCACAGAUUUGCUGUGGUUGUCCAUCAGGCACAAGAAUCUUCCAUCUGUUGUAUAAAGUUGUAUAACUCUGUAAUUGUUUCCUUUUAUGAGUAUGUAAAUUUUGUAAAUAUUUAUUCUGUGUUAUAUUUUAUAGGUAGUAUUUUCUGAAAUAUAUCUUUUGUUACAGACAUUCUGAACUGUAAUAAGGUGCCUUUUCCCGCUUCGUGAACAAAACCGUUAAAAAAUGUUUGUGUAGUGUAUGUCGGAAUAUGUAAAACAUGCGUAAUCUUUAACUGUAGAAUCUACAUUUACAGAAGGAUAGAUUUAGAGCUAUAAUAUUGUUUUCCUCAGAGCAUGAUUAGCACAUGUCCUGUGUGUUUCUUGGCCAAGUUCAAGAAUGUAUGAAUUAUAUCAUAGGACACAAGUUAUAUUGUGAAGCAUAUUCCUUAAAUACAGAGCAGUGACACUGAAUGCCUAAGGUAAACACUCCGUAUUGGUACAAAAUUUCGAACUUUCAAUUUUUUGUACAGCAGGAUUUGUCCUUCCGUGAUAAUAUUUAAUGGAAGCAAUCUUGGAGUGUUUUCCCAGUGUCCAUUUGUAAAACAUACUCUUCAUGAAGUGUACAAGUUACUGCUCUGUAUACAUGUCCAUUCAUGUAGAUACUCAUGUCAUCUUCAACACUUCUCUGAUUCUUUUGUGUCUGAAAUUCACAUUAUCAGCCGAAAACGAAAGAAGUUGUUGGCCAUUGGCUUUGUAAUCUGGUCUUUCUUCCUGUUUGAAAUGAUUAUUUAAAAAUUAUUUUGACAGAAAUUGGGAAGUUACAUCAUACAAUCAGUUGAAGAGCACCAUGCUGCUUGUCAUCUGCAUAUGUCAUUUCACUUUUUUAAUGCUUGUGUAUUGUAUUUUAUUUAAUGCUAUUGAAUAAAAGUGUGUUCAAGAAAACAAAUUGUAAAAAUAUGUAUGGUAUUGGUUAGCUGAUCUUACCAGCAUUUUAUAAUACUUGCGAAUGCUGUUAGCACAUGAGUUGUGUGAACUUCACUGUACUGAUGGUUGUCUAGUCCAUUCCAUUUGCAUGCAUGUAAAAACUAAAAUUUUGUUACACUUUCUCUUUUUGUGACAUACCAAUUUACUUAAGUGUUGCAAGUUUUCAGGCUUCUCAUUAAAAUUGUAACAAUAACUGGAUUCCAAAAUAAUUUAGUGCGCCUUCUGCUGUUGAUCUUUGAUGAUUACAGCUAUGUAUUUAGCCACUUUAGUUUGUCAUUCCAGUUUAUUUAGCCAGUGGCACAGAUUAUCAGUACUUACAAUAAAACACAAUUGUGUUCUUGUAUCAAUUUGCAUGUAUGUAAACAUGCAAAAAGGCUUAAUUUAUCUUUAUUGUUAAGUUUUUAUCCAUUACACAUAAAGUCUUUGCAAAUA